UUUUUGUUUGUUUACCUACUUCUAAGGUUUACUUUGAUCAAGUGAUAGUCAAAUGAAAUCAAACAAAAUCCUUUAGAAAUCCCAAAGGAAUAAAAAUGGUCAAUUAUUGUUGUGUGAGUGGUUGCGGCCGGAACAGCCGUAAUAGCAAACAAUUAAAUUUUUACAGUCUUCCAAGAGAACGCUCACGACAAAAAGUAUGGUUCCAAGCAGCCGGCAGGGAGGAUUUGUUAGAAAAAAGUCAAGAUAAACCGCGCUAUCGAUUCUGUUCUCGCCAUUUUGAGCCCAGCUGCAUCAAAUUUAAACAUCUGAAGGUGGACGCGGUGCCCACUUUGCGUUUACCUGGUUCCAACAAUGAAAAUAAGUUGGACUCCGAUGGAGUGUUAGAGCAUGAUGAUGUUGUGUGCAACAACUGUAAAGACGCCAUCUUGGGCUUUAGGUACAAAUGUGUCAUAUGCCCUGACUACGACCUCUGUUCUGUUUGCGAGACAGUCCAGACUCACUCUGAACAUUACAUGCUGAGGAUCUCACGGCCCAUUGAAAACGAAACAACAGAGAAGUUGCUGAAGAAGCUGAAGAACAUAUUGGCAGAUUCAUGUGAGAUCAGCAGUGAUGAUGAACCGAUAACGAAAUACAAGAGAAACUAUGAUAGCGGAGUGGAUUUGUCGGAGGAUCUCAAAUACAAGAUUAGAAAAGAAGUCACCAGGGCAUUGUCUUCCAAGAAAAAGAUAAAGGUCAAGACUGGUAAGAAGCGGGAGUCGGAGUCAAGUAGACCAGUGAAGAGACAGUGCAGGACAACAGAAUCUGAUGAUGAGGGGGGUUGGCCGGAGAUGGUGUUUGUUGAUGAGGAAGUUCCUGAAGUGAAGACCGAGCAGCAUGAGGCCCAGCCCGGGACCUCUGCACAGGGCAUACAGACAGACGUGAGUAUGGAGCAGCCGUUGAUACACGUGAAAAUAAGCGAAGAUUUCAAUGACCUCAUGAUUGAGGUUCCUGAGCAAUCUAUGUAUAAAUAUAGUUAGCAAUAAAUACAUUUAAAAAAUCUGGUUUUUAUUUCUAUG
Molecule: messenger RNA, 1055 nt
Organism: Plodia interpunctella (Indianmeal moth)
Lineage: Eukaryota; Metazoa; Arthropoda; Insecta; Lepidoptera; Pyralidae
Product: protein ref(2)P-like
Exons: 6
Coding region: 96-1016 (306 amino acids)
Biological process (GO): aggrephagy; mitophagy; endosome organization
Cellular component (GO): aggresome; amphisome
Molecular function (GO): K63-linked polyubiquitin modification-dependent protein binding; protein kinase C binding; zinc ion binding
Source: RefSeq, a predicted model, not a curated record